Seminavis robusta is the source of this 4341-nucleotide messenger RNA. Lineage: Eukaryota; Bacillariophyta; Bacillariophyceae; Naviculales; Naviculaceae. The record is from the annotation of a GenBank genome assembly.
AUGCACUUUGCUCUCGCUAUCACCCACAAUCUUCAGUGCACAGUACCCAGCAGCAUGCAAGCCAACAACCACAAACAAAAGGGCCCGCUGGGCUUGGAGGAGGACAGCCUUGGAGUAGUGGGCGUCAACAGCAGCAGCCGGACGGAGCUGGAUUGCUUCCAUCAAAACUGCUUCAACCGAACUGACGCCGAGGUGGACAUCGAGAAUCAAAAUGGCGAGUCCAUCAAUAAGGAACCCCAAGGAGAAGACAGCGUCGACAGCAGCGGUAGCAAUGGAGGAGAUUCCAUGUCUGCCAGAAGUACCCCCAGUCCAGAGGAUGCUGAUUUGGCUUUGGGCACCCCGGUGCUGCCAUUGAAAGAUGUCUACGACGAGAAAAUCGAGGAUGACUCUAACAUGCUCGAAAUAGAGGAAGAGUUUGCCAGUGACAGCUUCAAUGAAGAGGAAGAUCAAAGCAGUGUCAGCAUCAAUACAGGAAGGGAGGCAGCAAUUCGCCAAAGUGUGUUUGACUUGGCUAGGGAUCAUUUCAAAAAUGGAAUCUUCCAGCGAAUCUUGGCCCUGCUGGGUGUGUGCUUCAAAUGCAUCAUGAAGAAACUGAAGGGUGGAGAUUCUGAGGAGCAGGUAGAUGCUGCCCUUGAGGCUGUUGAUAUCUUGGACCCAUCUACCGGCAACCAACUGGCGUCUUCUCACUUGGGUCAAAAUACAGGGAUUGGCCAAAGUGGAACCAGUGGUGGAGGGGCAUCGGGCACGGGAGGAGCUGGUGCCUCAACUAGUGCCAGUGUGGGAACUGCGUCUGGUGCAGGAGCAGCCCAGGCAACUGCAGUAGUCAGCCAAAUGGCAACUCAGGCUGCAGUCAGUGCUGCUGGAGCCUCUGCCUCAGCAGCUUCCGCGGCAGUUGCAGCGACUGCCAGUAUCACAACAACAAUUGCCAGUGCUAUUGCCUCUGCUAGUGUUGCAUCCCAAAUUGGGGUGACAGUUGGUGUCGCGGCUGUGGCAGCUGCUGCAGUGAGCAGUGGUGUGGUCAUAACCCAAGAAGCCCGCUCAAAUUCUACUGCUCCUGUGGUGAAAGGCUCAGAUUUUGUACCACCAUCCUGUUCGCUCACCUCCCAGAUUAAGCAAGGUCUUGUGGAAUUGAAAAUUCAAGGCAUGCCAGAGGAUUCAUUGCCGCAGCACAGAGAGAGCAUAGAAGAGAUAUUUCGAGACCUCUACAACAAUAUCACUGGAAUGUGCUUGGAUCCCUUCUCGCGGGUAUUACACAAGGCUGAACUUCAAAAUUGGAGUCUUGGUGACGCUAAAACAAGUAGCAGCAACAUCAACAGCAAUAGCACAACCAUCAAACCAGCCAAUGUUUUAAGUGCUAUGAGUGGCAGAAACACCAGUAUGGCUCCCAGCCUGUCCAGGCGCUUGCAGCUACAGACAACAAUUGAAGUAUCCCAGUUCUUUCCGUUGUUUGCUGCCUCUUUUGGUUACAAUAUUGAACCAGUGCUGACACCAUCAGGAGCUUCGCAAUCGGAUAGGAGAAAUUCCAUGCAGGUUGUUUUUGCCACCACCAAGACAGUCUCCCCUUCAGAAAAUUCUGUAGAGCAGGCCGAGGUCAUUGUCCUUUCCAUAGGGCAAGAUACAAUUCAGCCAUUCAUUGAAACAGUUGAAAUGAACCAAGGGACCAUUAUGACUCCUUUCAUAUCCAAUGAGCUGUCAUCGCUCUCUCAAUGUCUCUCAGAUGAGGUGGACCAAGAAGUUCACAAGGGAAUGGCAAAAGUUUGUGAUGACCUGAUGCAGCUCAUCACAGGUGAGAACAACGAAGACAGAGCACCCAUAAAUCCGGAUGCCUUGGCUGCAUGCCUGGAGACCCCAACCGACCCAUCUUGCCAAGACAUUCUGACCACUGCUCUAGAAACUGUUGCUAACAACAAAGUGGAUUCUAUGGGUGAAGCUUCACUCUCUGGGGAAGUCGAUGAAUCCGACAUUUCUGGAAGCUUAGGUGAAGAACCAACUGGAAACAUCCCCUCAUCCAUCACAGAGAAUCUGGAAGAAGAAGUGCCCAACAAGAUGCCAAUUGUAGCUGGAACUUCUGAUGGAGGAGCAAGUCCAGUUGCGGCAGGUAUGCAUCCUGUUGUAGGAAUACUACCCUCGUCACAGGAAAUAUCAAGCCAGACAGGACCUGUUGGAUCACCUGGCAGCCAGGAGUCUCAUUCUCCAAACUCAAGUGUUCCAACAACUGCAGGCGGCCAAUUGGAGUAUCCUACUGCAGUUUUGGAUAUGGCUUCGAGCCCCUCUGGUUCAAGCCCCGUGGAAGAUAUCCAUCCUACAGACCCAGCCAGUGUGCCACAAGCAAACCCAUCUACAAACCCGAGCGCUUUUCCUUUACCAAGCGCAUCUUUCCGGCCAACAGCGGUCCAACCAAGCACAGCUCCUUUGCCGGUCGAUGACCCAACAGUUUUAUACCCAUCAAUACCCAGUGCUGUUGUUCCCACCACAAGUCAAGCCUACAAACCUAGCUCCAUCCAGGCACACCCAGAAAUGAACCCAUCAUCAGUGGCGCCAAAUGCGCCCCCCACUAUGUUGGACUCACAGAUAAUUGCCAGUCCAUCAGCUGUGCCACUUCCUGCUACAUUAACUCCGAGCAAAGGUGGGACUCUGACACCAAGUACAGGGAGAACUCUGACACCAAGCACUGCGAUAGGACUUCUGGCUUUUUCAAAUAGAGAAGAAAGCUUCUCAACAGUGCUCCUUCCCCAAAAUACCCCAGGUCCAGUUGCCACAGUCAGUUUGUCACCUGCUUCGGUGAUUGGACUCAAUUCCUUUUCCAACAAUAACAAGAAGAGCAAGGCACCACCAGCACCAUCAGCAUCUUCUGCUCAGCGUGGAGAUGCCAAUCAAUAUCCAACAACACAACCGAUUAUUGUUCCAACAAAACUUCCCACACCACCACAAUCAUUACAAGGCACCGAGACACCCUCAUCAAUGCCAACAAGCAAAGCAACAAUGGGGCCCUCUACAUUGCUCACACAACAAGCAACAUUCCAAGCAACAGCCCUGCCUACACUCCAGCCAACAGAGGAGCCAACACGUGAACCAACAACACAACCAAACCUCCAGCCAACAGAAGAACCAACCACACAGCCAACAGAAGAGCCAACGCUUCAACCAACAACAGAGCCAACGCUUCAACCAACACUCAAUCCAACGGAAGAGCAAUCUCCCUUUCCAACAGUUUCAUCCGGAAGACCCAGUGGCAGUCCCACGAGUUCUCCUACCAAUGGACCAAAAAUGGGACCUUCACUGCCACCAAUCCCCAAUCCUACUCCUAUGCCAGAAGCUCCUUCUGGUCAGCUCACUGCUAGCCCCACUGAUGCACCCACUGGAACACCAUCCAUUGUUCCAUCGCUGGCUCCAAGUAUCACUUGCAAUGAUAUAUCUAUUACAAAUGAAAGGAACUAUUAUGUUUACUUUGCUGGUGAUGUUACAACAAUUUCUGAUCAAGAGCUUGCAAUAGCAUUCUCCUCUGGCUACAAUUCUCUUUCAAAGAAUUCAUGUGCAGAAGACCUCGAUCUCGUUGUCCCAGCCAGGCGUUUCACAAGAAGAAGGCUCCAGCAAUCAUCAUCAGCUGUGAUUGAAUUCUUUGUUCGAACUAGGCAGCUAUCCAUUGGGAGUCUAUUUCCCACAUCAGAUGAUUCCACAGCUUUCAUGGGGGGUUUCAACAGUGGUAUGCAAGGGAAUGCAGCUGUAGCAAUUAGAGUGAGUGACACUCUUGAAACAGGAACUCCCACAAGGUCUCCAAUCACAUCACCAACUGUUUCCCCCGCUGGAUCCACCACUAAGCCAACCACAACAUCACUAACAGAUCUACCUACCAGAAUGCCUACUUCUCUACCAACCAUUACUCCCGAUGCAUUGAGUGUCAGUCCCACUCAGCCCCCCACAACAGCACCGGCAGUCCCACCCUUAAAGGCGCCUACAGGCACACCCUCCCCCAUCCCAACUGUUACUCCCGGACCCCCAACCACAGCUCCUUCCAUUGUGCCUAUGUAUACUGUAUCUCCUACCAAAGCUCCCACCAAUUCGCCCAACCAAGCCCCAACCUUGGCUCCAGUAAUUGUGCCUACCGAUACUGUUGGUCCUACCAAAGCUCCGACAAAACCGCCCAGCCAAGCCCCAACGGUGGCUUCUGGAACAGUGCCAGCUGUAGCUCCAACCAACGAGCCUAGCAAGGGGCCUACCAAAGCUCCUACAAGGGCACCAACUCAUUCCCCCAGUACAAAAACAGGUUUAAUACCAAGUGCAGCGCCCACCUCCAAUCCAAGAUUUACCAAGCAAGUCGCCAACUCAGUCAACAAGUAUUGA